Toxotes jaculatrix (banded archerfish) is the source of this 2004-nucleotide messenger RNA. It is a transcript of the gene arrb2b, whose product is annotated as arrestin, beta 2b. The transcript has 14 exons. Gene Ontology annotation, molecular function: angiotensin receptor binding. Bases 119 to 1342 code for a protein of 407 amino acids. The record is from RefSeq and is a predicted model, not a curated record. Gene Ontology annotation, biological process: signal transduction; G protein-coupled receptor internalization; positive regulation of ERK1 and ERK2 cascade. Lineage: Eukaryota; Metazoa; Chordata; Actinopteri; Toxotidae. Gene Ontology annotation, cellular component: cytoplasm.
ACAGGCGGAAUGAUCCCAAAACGCUGACUGUGGCGGAUGCCCUGGGCCAGCAGAGAAGACACCACACACAGACACUCGGGCAUAUCCCAGAACCACUGUACACACCAGAGUUUAAGACAUGGGGGACAAAGCGGGGACAAGAGUCUUUAAGAAGUCCAGCCCCAACUGCAAGCUCACAGUUUAUCUAGGGAAGCGAGACUUUGUCGAUCACUUAGACCAUGUCGAUCCAGUAGAUGGAGUGCUCCUUGUAGACCCAGAGUAUCUGAAAGAUCGAAAAGUGUUUGUGACUCUGACCUGUGCAUUUUGUUACGGUCGGGAGGACCUGGAUGUCUUGGGCCUUUCCUUCAGGAAGGAGCUCUACGUCAGCACUGUCCAGGCUGUCCCUCCCCUGCAGGAGGCGAAGCAGCCUCUGAGCCGCCUGCAGGAGAAGCUAAUGAAGAAGCUGGGUCAGCACGCUUACCCCUUCAGCUUCACUAUCCCCCAGAACCUGCCUUGCUCAGUGACCCUCCAGCCAAGCCCAGAGGACACCGGGAAGGCAUGUGGCGUGGACUACGAGCUUCGAGUGUUCUGUGCAAAGACUGCGGAGGAAAAGAUCCACCAAAGGAACUCUGUGCACUUGGUGAUCCGGAAGGUUCAGUACGCACCAGAGAAGCCAGGUCCACAGCCAAUUGUGGAGACCAGCCGCAGCUUCCUGAUGUCUGAUAGAUCUCUACACUUAGAGGCUUCACUGGAUAAGGAGCUGUACUACCAUGGUGAGCCAAUCAAUGUUAAUGUCCAUGUCACCAACAACUCUACCAAGACUGUCAAGAAAGUGAAGAUUUCUGUUUGUCAGUAUGCUGAUAUCUGUCUGUUCUCCACGGCUAAGUACAAAUGUCCAGUAGCCCAGGUUGAAGCCGAUGACCAGGUUUCUUCCAGCUCCACCUCCUGCCAGGUCUACACUCUGACCCCCACGCUGGGUUCCAACAGGGAAAAGAGAGGACUGGCUCUGGAUGGAAAGCUAAAGCAUGAAGACACCAACCUGGCCUCCAGCACCAUAGUAAAAGACGGGACCAACAAGGAGAUGAUGGGGAUCGUGGUUUCUUACACAGUCAAAGUGAAGCUGGUGGUGUCUCGUGGAGGAGAUGUAGCAGUGGAACUCCCUUUUGUCCUGAUGCAUCCCAAACCUACAGAGCAGCCCUGCUCCAAACCACAGUCAGAGGCUGAUGCUGCUGUGGAUACAAACCUCAUAGAGUUUGGCAUGAACACUUCCUCUCAGGUUGAUGACUUAGUGUUUGAAGACUUCGCUCGCCUGAGGCUAACGGGGAUGAAGGAUUACAUGAGUGAGGAUGACCCCUUCUGUUAGCUUAUUGUGCUUCAGCAAGAGGUUUACAGAACACCUCAACCCUUGAGGCUUAGAAGAAGAAAGAGGCAGGGGGUAGGAGGACCAGGGCCAGGCUUCCGUAGAAGUCUUCCCCCCAUGCCAUAUAUUCUGUCAGGGCUACUGGAUGCGCCUCUUUUAAAGUAGCAAUCAACCAAAGUGUUUACCUAAAUGAGGUCCAGUAACAUCUCAGCUGUUUUCUAACUGAGGAACUUAUACCGUUUCCUAUUGAUUUGUCCUUAAACUUUAUAAUCAAAUAAAUCUUACAUAUUUUUAUUUGUGGAGUAGAACAAGCAAGAGGGUAGAGUUAAAUGAAAAUAGAUCAUAUUAUUGUUUUCAGUUAUUUUGGGGUAUUUCUGUUCAUAGAUAUCCUUAUCUUGUCUCAGCUUGACGCCAAGUUUUUCCUGUGUCACGAGUGUUCGUCAUGAUUUUUAUAUUACGAAGGAGUCUUGAAAUGUGAGCAAUGUAUGUGUAAGCUACUACAUUUGUUAUGGUUAUAAUCAAACCUGAGAUUUAUAGAAUAAUUCACAACAUAAAAAGAAAAUAUUACAAGAUACUACGUGGGCUUUAUGUUGUUUUGUAGAAAUUACUGUUGUAACUAAAAAAAAUUUUGUUGAUUAAAACUGAAGACAAGUUGUCACACAGCA